UUAGGAACAAACAGAAAUCUGUUUGUGUUUUUGGAAGAGGGCGGGGCUUAAGAUGCUUUUGACGCAGUAGUCAGAGGAAUAAAGACGAGCUCCUCCAGAGGGUGAAGCUGCUGCUAUAAGGUUUCAGACCAGGAGCACAGAUAGAUGAUGAUGAUGAUGAUCAUGGACCACUUCACUCUGACUCAGUCUGCACCAAUCUGAGAGGAUGCUGCAGGAAACUUUGGGAGUCCACCUGCAGAUUCUGCUGGCUGUGGGUCUGGCGGUGCUCUGCUACGGUCUGGUUCUUGGCUGCAUCGUCUGCUGUCGCAGAAAGAAAAGGAUUCCCUCGGCAGACAAGGAGGCUGUUUUCUUGGCUUCUCCUCCUCCUCCUGAGGAGGUGACCGUGACUCUGAACCUUCCUGCCUGCACCCAGCCCGUCCAACAGCAGUAUGAGGAGCUGGAUGGAGAAGUGUUGGAGUUUCCUUACUCUAAAAGCUCUUUCCCCUCUCAUGAUGACCUCACCACUUUGCCGUUUGAGCCAGAGCCUAACGGGUCAGCUGAGCCGGUGCAGUCUUCCCUCCCAAUGCGGCGCUUCAGCUCUCCUGCUUUUCCCAGUAAAGCUGGAGGUCCCAGUAGAUUCUCUUUGUCCUCCCUCACUAAGCUGAAUCUUGUGUCUAGAACCCGCCAGGUCAUGGGUCGGCGCCGCACGGUGAGUGGGGAUGCUUUAGCAUACGAUGAGAGCAGACACCUGACCAGGCCUGGGGAGCCGCUUCUGUCCCGGUACGGUUCUCACUCCCUCUCCUCCAGACCAGCGCCUCUCCUGCACUUCUCUCUACUCCUCAGCUCUGCUUCCUGCACCCUGGUGGUCAACAUCCUGAGUCUCUCUGGGGACAACCGUAGACGCGGUGGGGUGUUUGUCCGGGCCAGCCUCCCUCCUCUUUACCCCACCCCGCAGCAGAUCCCCCCACGGCGGCGCAGCCUGGGCCCAGAUCUCCACAGCCAGAACUUGGUGCUGCAGGUGGGUUCUGUGGAGGAGCUGCAGACCUGCACGCUGAGACUGGCUGUCUACAGCAGAGACUUCUCUGGACUAAGAGAGGCUGCUCUGGGUGUGAUGGAGCUGGCCUGUGAGCAGGUGGACUGGCAGCCUGACACCACCACUACCUACAGCAGGCAACUCAGCAUGAGUAAAGCCAAGCUAAAGAAGAGUGUGAGUUCUUUGGAGUCACCGAGUCGCAGGAAGAGCUCCGUUUGGGUGCCUCAGACUUUGGGGCAGCUCCUGGUCCUAUUGCAGUACCAGGCGCAGGCCCGGCGACUCAAAGUUAUGGUCCGAAAGGCUGAGAAUCUGGUCAAAGUCACACAAAUUCCUGGAAAUGCGGAUCAUUAUAUCGUCAUCAACUUGCGUCAGGAUGGUAAGAUAGUUGAUUCAAAAGAGACAAAAGGGGUCGGUGGUCCCAACCCAGUCUGGAACGCUCCGUUCCUGUUCGACCUGCCUCCUGGUGACAUCACACAGCUGUCACUGACUCUGGAGUUCCUCGUCAUGCAGGGUCGCCUCUACACCAAGAGUAGCAUUCUGGGUCGCGUCCUGAUCGGUACCGAUGCCUCAGAGGCAGGACGGGAACACUGGAGGGACACAUGCUGUCCAGGUCAAACAGAAAUCACUCGCUGGCACAUCGUCCAGCCAGAUAUACGGUAGAACCAAUCCAGACCAUUAUGGUGUCACGACACCGGACUGUAGAGGGCGCUAACAACAACUAAUACCAGUUUUCUCCACAUCAGCUGUUGCUCCUCCAUCUUUUGUGUCAUUUCUAAUUUAUUCUGUAUGUGAUGUGAAAUGUGAUUACAUUGUGGCUUUGUGUUUUAAUCCUCUAAUUAAAAAUGUUAAUGUUGGCUGGUCUCACUGGGCUGUGGCUGGCAGUGACUAGUAUUGCACAAAACUGAGAAAAAUACACACGGUUUUCUAUUUAAAUCAAAGAAAAUUACCAAGGGGAUCUGCCUAAACUACAAAUUGCAAAAUGUGUGAGUAAUUUAUUUAGAUAUUCUUAAUGUAUUUCUAUCCAUAAUUUAUUCUUCAAAUUUUCUGCAUUGGCGCUUCAGGCUGCGAAUGCGGUCAUUUAACCAGGGACUAGGGUUCACUGCAGGAACUGAUCUGGUUCUGACAAGACAGAUGUUGUCCAGAAUGGAGAGGCAGUGCUCGUUAAACUGAGCAGUUAAGGAAUCUGGGUCAAUAUCAGAAGAACAGGGUGGAUCAAAAGCAGCAGAAAAAUUGCUAGCUGUGCUCUCAUUAAGAAAACGAGAACUAACCAUACGGUGAGCAGGACGUGGGGACGCAGAAACUGACUAGUUAAAGAAAAUGGUGAUCAGAAAUAUAAAUGUCCUCAGGACAAACACUGUCAGCAUUUAGACUCAGGGUAAAAACAAGGUCCAGAGUGUGAUCCCUGGUGUGUGUGGCCAGAAACAUGCUGGUUCUAGCUGAAGGAGUCCAUAAGGCUGGAGAUAUUCAUGGCAAAGCGAUCAGAGGGAUCAUCAAUGUGGAUGUUAAAGUCACCAGUCUGGACAGCUUCACAGUGGAAGAUAGAAAGUCACUAAACUCCUGAAGGAAAGAACUGUUUGGACCAGGUGGACAAUGAACCACAGCACAGUAGAACGGGUCCUUACCCCCGACUUUAAUCAGCUGCAGUUCAAAGGAAGCAAAGUGACCAGAGGUUGUAGAGCUACAUGGAAAAUGGUCUCUGAAAACAACAGCUAGGCCUCCACCACGACCAGAACCCCGGGGCUAGCUAAGAAAAAAAUAACCACUUGGGCAAAGUUCAAUCAGACCAGAAUAAUCGGAUGUUUGCUGCCAAACUCCAGUCAGAAACAGAAAAUCCAGGUUUUUAAAGAGAAUUAGAUCAUGCAGGAAGGACUUAUUGUUAACAGAGCAGGUAUUUAAUAGCCAUGUUGAGUGAGGUGGAGGAAUCAGAUACUACAGUAACAGCUGGAGUUAGUGGACGUAAAUUAGCAGGGUUAGAUCCACGGUGUUUAUAAAAACCACUCAUGGAGGAAACAGGAGGAGAAAGCGCUGAAGAAUGAGGAUAAACCGACCUUAAAAACUUGGAUGAAGAAACCACGCCGCAACGCAGCCUGGCGGGAAUGCGGAAGUGGCGCUCAGGUCGCCAAACAAAGGACAAGAAGCUAGAAGAUCACGUGUUUACUAGAUAAACCACAUUUUAAGAGAAGUCUUAUUUCUCACCUGGAUUCCUGCUCACUUACCUCUUAUCCUCCGACGUUUUCCUGGGACCGGAUAAACAUCGCUGGAGGCAUUCAGGUAGGAAUCUGAGUUUGGCUCCGGGCCAGUGUACUGCUCAUGUAAGCAAACAGGGAGGUGAAUCCUCAGUGCAUCUUGGGCGAUCGUGAACAAACGGAAGGACAACAGAGUCUGGCGAUCAUAGGAGAUGGCAGCUGGGACACUACCGAAGAGGAUCGCAGACAGGAGCAAGGUGGAAAAGAGGACGUUAGUGGAGAAAGGGGGAGAGAGGAGGAUCCUGACUCAGUAUAAGCAGCCAUCCACCAUGACUCACUGGGGAUCAUGCGCGAUUCAUUUUCAUGCUGGAUGUUGUAGCACGGAGCUGCCGAUCAGUGUGGGAACGGGAGAAGAGAAUAGCUGUGUGUGUGUUUGUGCGUGCCUGUUCUCCACAUUGGAGCUCUUGCCCUGGUGAGCUGCUCAGGGGAGAAAGCAGUGUGUGUGUGGCACAUGAUUAUGAGGACACACACAGCAAAUUAAUAAAAUAAUGUGGUUCUGAGUUUCGAAAAGCAACAGCUCAUGCCUGCCUUUGUUUACCUUAUAAUGGAGGACACUGCAGACUUUCCCGCGUGUAUUAAACGCCACCCACAGGCUCAAGGAUUUCCACAUUCCUGAGAAGUCACUUGGAUGUACAGUGGGGCAAAUAAGUAUUUAGUCAGCCACCGAUUGUGCAAGUUCUCCCACUUAAAAUGAUGACAGAGAUCAGUAAUUUACAUCAUAGGUACACUUCAACAGUGAGAGACAGAAUGUGAAAAAAAUCCAUGACUUCACAUGGCGGGAUUUUUAUAGAAUUAAUUUGUAAAUCAGGGUGGAAAAUAAGUAUUUGGUCACUUCAAACGAAGAAAAUCUCUGGCUCUCACAGACCUGUUGUCGCGUGCACGUCCCAUUUACCGGUUCCGUUAGAACUUAUGAGACAGUGCAUCUAUCAGGGUUCUGUGGGGGUGUCGGCGAGUUUUAUCGUACUAGACCCUGGUUAUGGACCUCCUAAUUAGAAUCGUAUCUUUUAUUUUAAAGGUGAAAUGACUUGCACGAAUAGUAUCCCCAGAGUAGUCCACUUCUUUUAAACUCGUUAUCUUUUGGUUAAGAUACUAGAGUGAAGUCUGUAGGAAGGCCAAUCCUCUCAGCAAUUGUUUGGAUUAUCUGGAUUAAUUGCGCCUCUAUCAGCUUAUGUGGGAGGUUGGUAACUAUAAAAUGAUUUUUGUUAGUUGAUCAGGCUAACAUAAAUUUAUCAAUUUAUUUAAUUAAUCCAACCCUCCAGCUGAUAGAGACUUUUUCAACCUGCAAUCAGAGCCAAAAAUAACCUCUAAUAUUUUGGUUUUAUCGCCCUUAAGACAACUCGUUAC
Nothobranchius furzeri (turquoise killifish) is the source of this 4602-nucleotide messenger RNA. Its product is annotated as synaptotagmin-5. The record is from RefSeq and is a predicted model, not a curated record. Gene Ontology annotation, cellular component: synapse; plasma membrane; axon. NCBI's taxonomy places the organism in Eukaryota, Metazoa, Chordata, Actinopteri, Cyprinodontiformes, Nothobranchiidae. Gene Ontology annotation, molecular function: SNARE binding; clathrin binding; calcium-dependent phospholipid binding. Gene Ontology annotation, biological process: vesicle fusion; regulation of calcium ion-dependent exocytosis; cellular response to calcium ion.